Messenger RNA from Anopheles nili, 750 nucleotides. Its product is annotated as gastrula zinc finger protein XlCGF17.1-like. NCBI's taxonomy places the organism in Eukaryota, Metazoa, Arthropoda, Insecta, Diptera, Culicidae. The transcript is spliced from 4 exons. Gene Ontology annotation, biological process: regulation of transcription by RNA polymerase II. Bases 1 to 750 code for a protein of 249 amino acids. Gene Ontology annotation, molecular function: RNA polymerase II cis-regulatory region sequence-specific DNA binding; DNA-binding transcription factor activity. The record is from RefSeq and is a predicted model, not a curated record.
AUGACGCCACUGGACAACACGCCAGCCUCGUUGAUCACCGUGUGUAGUGGAAUUACGGUUAAUGCCAACGAUGGCUUACCGGAAUGGGUGUGCAACGAUUGUCUGGAAGCAUUGCAUUCUUACAAAACACAUCUAGAUCGUCAUGAAGGAAAUCUGCCAUUUUCUUGUAACGCUUGUGAGAAAAAGUUCAGGAGCUCUCAUAACUUGAAUAGACAUGUGCGUAAUUUUCAUUUAUGCAUCAAACCGUAUAGCUGCAGCUUUUGUGAUAAAAAAUUUGGAUUUCAAAGCAACAAAAAACAGCAUGAAUACUCGCACACUGGAAACUAUCCGUUUGCUUGCUCUUACUGUCCACGAAAAUUCAGCAGGAAAAAAAUACAUCUACGCCACAUGGAAAAUUUCCUACGCACGCAACCGAAGCAAGUCCUACGCACGGAACCGAAGCCUGUUAACAACGGUAAUGAUAAAAAGGGAACAAGGAAAAAAUCUGUACGUAAACCUGUCGACGGGUGCGAGCCUUCAGGAAGUAAAUUUCGUUGUCUUUUUUGCAACAAUUUAUUCAUGAGCAGGGCUGGGGUUAAGAUCCACAUUUCGAAUAUGCACUACAAGAUAAAACCAUUUUGUUGCGAGGUGUGUGGUUUUCGUUUCCAUACCAAACAUGCUCUCAAGCUACAUCUAGAUCGCCACGCAGUUUUGAAAGCACAAAAUGAUCUGAAUAUGAAAAUGCAUCCAUGGGCUAACCUUCUCGAGUGA